AGCUACCUCUCCUCCGCCUUCUCCGCUCUCCCGCAACCGUGCCGCUAUCUUAAUCUUUAGCAAAGCCACGGCUUAGCAGGGCUGUCCGUGAGUGCUGUGUGUACACAGCAAGCAGUACCUGGACAGGCGGGCCGUUUGCGUGGUGCGUUCGGUUUUAUUUGGCCGGACAAGCCUCACUAUACUGUGUCUCUCUCCAGAGCUGGGGACAGGGGAAUGACUAGCUCCAAUUCCCCGCGUCUGUUUCUCCAUCCGUAAGGAGCGCGAUUAAUGAUGCUACCUCCGAGAGGUAUGAAAAGCCGACUCCGGCCCUGGCUUUCACCCGGAAUCCUCUUCUGUGCAGUUCUUGUUGCUGUCAGUGCCAGCAUGCCAGCUGACCCAUGUCCCCACCGUCUGGACUGUGCCCUUGAAGGGCGCCACUUCUGCCAGUCAGGCUCCUUCCUCUGCGGCCCAUGCCUCACCCCAUUGGAGGAAAACGAGGAAGGGAAGUGUGUGUCCGUGAAGAGCCCCGCCCACUCUGUUAAAGCCGCCUCUUUUCCUGAGCUGGACGAGGAGAUUGACUUCCUGUCUGCCAUCAUUGCCAAACAGCAGGAGGGCAAACAACCAGUGAUGCCCACUCAGGCAUUACCCAAAGCCAACUCAGAGGCUCCCAAGCAGAAGAAGGAGUCCAACACCACAGUGGGACCCAGUACCGUACCCCCCCCUCCCCCCGUGCCUCCUGUUGGGAAGGGCAGCCCCUUGGUGGUCCCCUACCCCUCCAGGGACCGUCUGCUGAUGAUCGUGAUUUCUGUGUGUGUCAUCGUGGGCAUGGUGGCUUUGAUUCUGGCGGCGGUUUGCUGGAUCAGGGUGCAGAAUGGAACGCGACUGGCGCAGAAGAUGGAUUACCCAGCAUUCAGCGGGCCGCCGCCUGCCUCAUCCUCUGACGGGACCUCGCUGGGGGAUAAGACGCUAGCGCAGAGUGCCCAGAUGUACCACUACCAGCACCAGAAACAACAGAUGCUGUCGAUGGAGAAACACAAAGAGGAGCCCAGGGUUCCUGAAUCUGAGGCCACAUCGGAUGAGGAGAAUGAGGACGGGGACUUCACCGUGUACGAGUGUCCUGGGCUGGCACCGACUGGAGAGAUGGAGGUGAAGAACCCUCUUUUUGACGACUCGACUCUAAACCCACAGAGGAACCACAAGUAGUCCUGGGUGCACACACACACACACACACACCAAAACACAUGCACACACACAGCCACAGAACCUUCUCUGAAUAAAAGGGAUAGAAGAGAGCCUUGGGAAGAGGGAAAAGAAGGAGAUGACGGUCACUGGGAUCUGCACCCGAACAACCUGCCCCCUGAUGGACACUCAUUGCAACUGCUUCUCACUCUCAAUGGAUCCUGCUGUUUGCCUGGAUCCUGGCCAUUCCCUGCCCACUCUAUUGGACUGUUCCCAAUUUAAGGAGCUGAUGUUCCUCCUGAACCCCCCCCCCCCCCCCCCCACACACACACACACACAUAAUUAUUUUGACCAUAUGGCUCUACAUAUUUUCUCUUAAUCUGACCACCUUAUUGCUGUUUCAUUGUUGUUGUCUUUCUAUAUUGUGCUAGUUGUUUUCUAUUUGACUGUUCUGAGAGAUAGAUUAUGUUGAGACCUUUUUUUCAGUUUCUCUUUUGUGUAGUUCUUUGUUCUCUCUCUCUCUCAAACAUCAUUUUUGUCAUCCUGUAUAACUGUGUUUCUCAUGUUUGCUUUUACCGAUUCUAAACAGUGGACUCUUUUCCCAAAGCUAUAAUACUGUAAGAGGUUAAAUGAGAUAGAAAACACACGCCCACAUACACUUGCCCUCUCUGUCUGAGACACACACACUCACAUACGCACACACACACGUUCCAGCGUCAUCCUUCAUUUUUGUCUCCAGGACCAAUGCCUCACUGUGCAAAGCUGUUCAUUGAAACACAUCUGAUUAGUUAGGUUUGCUGAAGAUCUUACUGACUAGAGCUGAUGUGUAAAAUGGCGGGAUGUGGAGUAUGUUUAGAAAUGUACUCUAAGUGACAUAAAGAGGAAGGAGACUUGGGGCUUACUGUAAACGGCACUUAUACUGUGAGUCUUUUUUUCUGUUUUUUUUGUUUUUUUUUCAGGGAAGAUUGGCAAAGAUGUGCUCCGUUUCUGUACCGUCCAAAACAUGUUUUUUAAAUUAAUUUCUUUUCUUUCUUUUUUUUUACAUUGGACAUAAGAGAUUUUAAUAAUCGUCACAUAUGGAUGUACGCAGUAGAACUUGAUUGUACAUAGGCAUUACUCUACUGGUUGACAGAAUUUUAUGCAUGAUGCAAUUUCACUUACAUGAGAAAGAAAAUGAAAACGCGGAUUAUCCUAUGUUUGUAUGUGUGUGUGCACAUGUCAGUAUACGCACAUUCACACACAUACAUACAUUGCAGUCUUCAUGUAGUUGGACAGUUCAUACAAUUUCUGUUCUUUUGGCACUGUUGUCAAGCACAUUAGGUUUAAAUGUAACAGUAAAUGUGAGGUUAACGUGCAGACAGUCCCCUCUUACUUGAGGCUAUUUUUUAAUUUUUUUAGGGGACCAAAAGUAAUUGGAUGGCUGGCUUCUUGACUGCUUCUGAAUAGUCAGGUGUAUUCAUUUGCUUCCUUACUGCAGGUAUAAGAAUCAGUAUCAGUAUCUAGUCUUGAUUCUAGGCUUUUUAUUGCCUUCAGAGUCUGUCAUUGGUAUUUGCCCACUAGAGCCCCAGAGUUGAAACUGUAAAGAAAGUCACAAUGAGACUGAGAAAUAAGAAGAAAAAAAAAAAGUUAUUUUAACCUCACAUUUAUUGUUUCAUUUCAAAUCCAAAGUGCUGGACUACAGAGCCAAAAAGAACAGAAAUUGUCCAAAUGCAUAUGGACUGCACUGUACAUACAUAUGUGGGAUACCCUCAAUUCAUGGAUAAUAGUUUGUUGUGUACUGUCUGGAAUGGGAGCAGAUAUGUAACACGAUGAAUGUCGUUAUUUGUAGUGAAAUUCCAAAGCACUGUAGACUGCCCUGUAGUCAAGUGACGGAGCCCAGAAUAUCUCAGACCGACUUAAGCUCCUCAUCUCUCUUUAAAUAUAAAAACCCUCACCAAAUGCCACUACCGGACUUCCUGUUUAAUGUAAAUACUCGUUCAGAGAGAAAUAAAUUCAUAUUUGCCUAUCUAGAGGGACUUAAUCACGUGAAUCGGAUCCCCCUGUUCUGAUUGAAUGGGACACUUUUGUUUAGCGGUUUACCGUGUUAAGGACAUUACACGUCGCUCCUUGGGAAUGCUGUGACUAGAGGAAUUUACAGCUUGGUAUGAACAAGCGACCCCAAAAAACAUUUCCACCCUGAAUCAAGUCACAUUUAAAUUGAUGAAUGUAUUAAUUAAUUGAUAAUUAAAUCUUUGUACCAUAAGAGUGAACUGAUAGAUUGUUGACCUUAGUGGUCAAAAGAUUGUUGUUGGCUGUUGAGCACCAAUAUUUUAAGAAAAUGUACAUUCCUUAACAUUCCAGUUGUGGGAUCAGUCAGAAAAAUAAUAAUUUGUUCCAAAUGGAAAUUUACUAUCAGCAAAGUAGUAGAAAAUAAACACAAGGCCAGAAACCA
Molecule: messenger RNA, 3589 nt
Organism: Conger conger (European conger)
Lineage: Eukaryota; Metazoa; Chordata; Actinopteri; Anguilliformes; Congridae
Gene: npdc1a
Product: neural proliferation, differentiation and control, 1a
Exons: 9
Coding region: 268-1182 (304 amino acids)
Cellular component (GO): membrane
Source: RefSeq, a predicted model, not a curated record